Messenger RNA from Penicillium arizonense, 105 nucleotides. RefSeq lists its product as uncharacterized. NCBI's taxonomy places the organism in Eukaryota, Fungi, Ascomycota, Eurotiomycetes, Eurotiales, Aspergillaceae. The record is from RefSeq and is a predicted model, not a curated record. The transcript is spliced from 2 exons. Bases 1 to 105 code for a protein of 34 amino acids.
AUGCUUAAAACUUUCGCCCACGCGAUCAAAGUCACAGGAGGUUUUGAUGACGAGAAGUGUGGUACCUAUGACAAGGAAGAGGACCAUGACUUCGAGGAUCAGUAA